Messenger RNA from Durusdinium trenchii, 726 nucleotides. Lineage: Eukaryota; Dinophyceae; Suessiales; Symbiodiniaceae. The record is from the annotation of a GenBank genome assembly.
AUGGCCCACGGCCGCGCUGGUUCCAGCACCGGCGCGCUGGCGCGGGCGCGGGCGGAGUUGGAGCGUGGGGUGGAGGAGGGCCUCCACUACGGCGCACAGCUGGCGGUCAUCCAUCGUGGGGUCUCCAUGGAACUGUGCGUCGGGGAGGCGGCGCCGGGCCGGCCCAUGCGGAAGGACGACGUGCUGUGCUGGAGCAGCUCAGUGAAACCCCUGGUGGCGAUCCUCUUGGCGAAGCUGCAGGAGCGAGGCGCUUUGAGCUUCGACGAUGCCGUGGAGCGUUUCCUCCCGGGAUUUGGAACCAAGGGCAAGUCCCAGGUGACUCUACGUCAUUGUCUGACCCAUACCGCUGGACUUUGGGCUUCGACUCUCAAGAUGCCGGAGAAGAAGAGCCCCGAGGAGGUGUUACAGCACAUUUGCCAGCAGCCGCUGGCAGAAGGUUGGGAGCCUGGACGCCGCUGUGGCUAUGACAGCCCUGCCUGGUAUGUGCUUGCCGGCGUCGCAGAAGCCGCCGCGGGUGCAGCGCCAGCCGUGGCUGGUGCAGCCGCCGACGCCGAAGGCGACGCGGAAGGCGACGCGGAAGGCGACGCGGAGGCGUCGCGCUUCGCAGAGUUGGUGAAGAAGGAGAUCUUUGAGCCUUUGGGCUUGCGAAGCUCUUCCAUAGGCAUGCGCUCGGAACGCCGAGCCGAGCUGGAGAAAGCAGGCCGCUUGGUCCAACACUGCGACUAA